AUUGGGAAGGUGAUCCAAUGGAAUUGCGAGAGCGCGCCGAUUGGCGGAUCCCGUCCAAUGAGAGGAUGGUUAGGGUAGCCGGGUUCGGUCGGUUAGGUGGCCCCGCGAACCCCCCUAGAGGCUGGCGAGUGGGAGCCCUUCUCUCACACGCAAAAGGGGACAUCUCAUCACGACUCUUGGUAGCAGGCACUUCUCCGUAGUGGGCACUCCACUCAUCGUGUCGUCGUACGGGUUUUCCGCGAGAGGCUGUGGGGCCCGAGCCCGGACGAACGAACAAACGAACGAACGAACGAACGAACGAACGAACGAGCGAGCGAGCGAGCGAGCGAGCGAACGAACGAACGAACGAACGAGCGCGACCGGCCGAGCCGCUGGUCGAGUGGGUCUAAGCGGCCGUGAGGACCUCUCCAGGAGUACCCGACAGUCCUCUUCAUUCAUUCAUCCAUCCAUCCAUCCAUCCAUCCAUCCAUCUAUCCAGCCAGCGAGCGAGCCAGCCAGCGAGCCAGCCAGCCAGCUAGCUAGCGAGCCAGCCAGCAAACCAUCCAUCCAUAGACGCUCUCUCCUCUCCUACGGAGAGAGAGUGUAUCCUCGACGAAGGUGGAGGCGAAACGCGUAGAGUGGUACAUCUACCAUCGUCUCUCUAUCGGCAGAGUCCAAGGACUCGAAGACCCCCCGGGUGAUUUCAGUCGGCCGCCGGCCGGCUCUGGCCGGCCACUACUUCUCCUCCACGACCACGUGUGUGCCGUAUUUCCGUUCGCCGGAAUCGCGUCUCGCGUCGUCCCGCGACGAGUCGCGGCGUGUCGCGGCGUGCCUUCUCGCGACGUGACGGAACGUGUUGUGCCUACCGUGUUGUGUCUCCUUCGUCCUACGAAACACGAGCACGGAUCAUCAGUCGUGUGCAACCAGCCCUUCCUUCCAAGGAGGGGAGCCUCGUCCGGGGACGCUGCUGUCAUUUUUAUCAAGUUUCUCGUCGAUAUUGUACGACCUGUUGAAUAGAUAAGAACGGAUCGAGGAUGACGCGGUGUCGUCGCUGGACGCGACCAACCACGCUCGAGUGCACCGAUGCGAUGGACGCGUCCCCCGAACUGCAUCCGAUCCGUUAGUGAAAACCCGUCCGCGAGAUGCGCGUUAUCAAGUUACCUUGAUUACCAUGAAACGAUGCAACAGCUUUCAGUGAUCGGUGCGCCCGAUAGGAUUAUACGUUCAGGUGUGCGACAUUGCUCAUCGACGCUGAUUGAUCGAACGAUUGAGUGUAACUGUGAGAAAUGAUUUGAGAAAAAACUGUGCCCCACUGUGAUGAAUCUUUGCCCAAUCUAGACUUAUAUUACUCUUUAUUCACAACCGUGAACAGUUUACAAUCCUCGAUUCACCGCUCAAGAACAACAACAACAACAAGAACAACAAGAAGAUAAAAAUAAAAAUAAAAAAGAGACAUGUACAAUUAAAAAAAAGAAGAAGGAAAUCGCUGACUAAAAAACAAAACAUCCUUUUGAAAAAAAGAACUCGACGCGUUGUGUCGUUGUUUCCAGUCAUGUCGGUAUCCAGCGGCUAGCCCCGGCCUCAGGAUUCCGCGAAGCGCGAGCUUCAAGUACCUCGAGGGCGCGGGCCUCGUCGAGAUGAGCGGUGGCAGCGGCGGGAACAGCGCCGGCAACCAGGGGAACGGCAAUGCCACCAGCUAUCACCAGCAUCAGCAGCAGCAGCAGCAGCAACAGCAGCAACAGCAGCAGCAACAACAGCAGCAGCAGCAGCAACAGCAACAGACACAGCUGGAGCAAGCUAGCCUGCUGACAGAUCUGAACGGUAUAGACCUGGCGAUGAGCCUAUCGCCUAAACAGCACUCGUCCCACGUACAAGCCGCUGGUGGCGCUCAUACCACACCGUUUAGCGUCACUGACAUUCUCUCACCCAUCGAUAACGAAUCGUUCAGGAAGCUGGAGCAGGUGAUCGGGGUCGGCGUGGUCACGCAUUCUCAGGUCUCGCCUUACGGAAACGCGUGCGGCGCCCGUGUAGGCGGCAACACCGGCAGCUCGAGCGCGAGCAGCGGCAGCCCACCGCUCCACGGAGGCUCGACGCCCGGCGGCGGGACACCGGGGCCGGUCUCCGGCCCGAACGACGCCGCCGGUGGAGGCAGCGCGGCUGCCGGCACCGGCUCAGGCAUGACCGCCAUGGGCAAUCCUUACGCGACCAUGCAACUCACCUCCCAGUACCAGUACUGCGCCGCCGAGUUGUCCUACCACCAUGCGGGGCCUGCGGUCGCCGGGGGCGCGACCGCCACCGAUCCCAUGAGGUCCCAUCAUCCGUGGUACGCGCCCGCCCCGCCGGCCACCAACGACCCCCGUUUCGCCAUCUCGCGGCUAAUGGGAGCCGCGGCGGCUGGUGCCGGGACCAACAUGGCCGGCUGCUCGGUGGGCCAGUCAAUGGGCGACGUGACCAAGUCGUCGGGCAUGGGAGUGGGCGUCGGCGUCGGCGUCGGUGUUGGCAUGGGCGUCGGCGCGAUGCAAUUUCCCCACCUUCCGCAGAGGCGAAAGCGUCGCGUUCUGUUCACUCAGCAGCAGGUUCACGAGCUCGAGAGGCGGUUCAAGCAGCAGAAAUACCUGAGCGCGCCCGAACGGGAACACCUAGCCGCUCUGAUCCACCUUACGCCCACCCAGGUAAAAAUAUGGUUUCAAAAUCAUCGGUACAAGUGCAAGAGGCAAGCGAAGGAGAAGGCGAUGGCCGAACAGAAUGCUCAAAAUCAGAGCGCCAGUUCGCCGCGACGGGUGGCCGUGCCGGUGCUGGUCAAAGAUGGGAAACCAUGCGGAAGCGGCGGCGGCAACGAGGGCAGUCGUGGCGGGCCAAGCGCGGCCUUGGCGAGUCCGGCCCCUCACAUGACCGCGGCGUCGAGCCCUCACGGUUCCCAUCACGCGGCCUCUUCGGUACCUCAUCAUUCGGUGGUCGGUGUGAACCACGUGAUAACGUCCAGCCAGAGUCUUCAGCAUUGCUCGUACUCGAGGACUGGUGGCCAACAGAGCAUGCAACAGCAGCAACAACCGCAAUGCGGCGCUUACCUACCUUUCCAAGGCCGGGCCUGGUAGUACAUGCCAUCCGCGGCGGGGGCCAAUCCCUCCGUCGCAGGUCCAGCUGCUUGGUACCCUUUGGAAGACAGCCCCUAGAAAAAGUCCUGUGUCGCGUAUUCCGUGAAUCGUUUCCAGAACAGCUUACCUGCUGGUUACGGCUGGAUCAUUGGAAUUGAACGACGAGACUGAUCUAGAGAGGGAUACUGUCCUUCCUUAGUGACGAAUAUUCAUACCGCAGAUACUGGACAAAGACUCGGUGAAAUCGUCUGCUCGGUAAGAAGAUGGCAGCACGUUUAACGUUACGCCAACAAGGACGAAAGUGAUUCGAGAGACAUCUGAAGGCAAGAGUAUUUUCUGCGUGGACCGCAGGACGGUUGCUUGGAGUUUAGUGUUCAACGUGAUAACCUUUCUCUUGUACAGCUUGAAGGAAGAGUUACGAAUCACUUUGACUUAUUAUUAAAUAUUUGGAUCGAUGAUAGUCGUGAUGGAUCUAAAAAAAGGAAAAAAAUUUGGGAAUACGAAUAAUUUUCUGCGAUACAAAGUACUUACAUCAAUUUUUGUCACGUUAACUUUGACAAAUUGUUAUUAUUGUAGAAAUUCAAUUCUGUUUCCUGAAGAUCUGUUUUUACAGUAAACAGAUCUAAAGUCUUUCGAAAUUGCAAACAAUUUAAAUUACAGAAGGAUAUUUAAUGUGAUUCUAUCUUGGAAGAGAAAUAAAAUUUGAUACGCACGAACAAAGACGAAUGUGAACGAAUUAGAAGAACGUUAUUACAUACGUACGAUUAAUACUUGUUUAACCUAACAACGAUAACGAAAAUCCCGCUGAAAAAAUAUUGGAUUACGUAGCUGCUACCCAAUCAUCUAUUUUUCAUCGGCGGUUUAUCUUAUCACAAAAAACAAAGCCAAAAUAAUCAGAAUUUCAAUUUGAUGUUAACGAUACGAGUACUUUCUAAUUUAAUUUAAAAUGUUGCUUCGAAGGAAGCUCGGUAAGAAAGAAUCUUGCCCGCCACUCAUUAAUUCAUAUAAAAGAAAUUCAUAUAAUUCGCGUAUUAAUUCAUAUCCAAAGUAUAAUUUCAACCAAGUGUUUCGAAUAUUAAUUAAAAAUUUCAAUUUAAUAAGACUAACGUUAUUGUAUCGAGGUUAUUUUCUAAAUUAAGAAUAACGAUUCGAUUGAAGUUUGAAAACGACACAUAAACUAAUUUUAUAUAAUAAAAACAAAUUUAAACAUCCAACGAACCAGCAUCGAUGCAACAUCGAAACGUUGAAACGGAUUGCAGGUGCGCGAAUAAUCUGGUUAGUGCACUCGAAACGUGUCGAUUCCCAACUGCGAGAAACCGUACACCGAUCGCGGCCAUUGCGUGUGUCAUUCGAGAUUCAGUACUUUCGCGACAUUGUUGUACUGCAACAACGUGUAACAUCAAAAAGGACUCAGAUUUCCACUGGAUAGAAAUUCUACGUGCGGAGCGGUCACGAACGGUCGAAGACAAACUUUUGAAAUUUUCGAAUUAUUCCAGUUGUUUUAUUCCAAUGGACCAAAAAGAAUAUAAUAAACCAUAUAAAAAAAAAUUGAUUCAAUUUUUGUAAAAGAAAAACAAAAAAAAAUAGGAUUCGUAAAAGAAAAUAUUUUAAAUAAAAAUUUAAAAAAGGAAAUAUUUAGCAAUUUAGAUAGUUUUAUCUUAGCCACGGAUUCGUUACUUCGACGCACGAUUAUAUUAAUCUGAGUAAAAAAAACUAACGAAUCAUAGUUGAUAACCAGAGAAAACGGGUCUGUUCGAGACGAUAUUUCUAGAAUUGUUGAUACAUUUUUGGUCGAGUUCAAGCAUCAAUCGUAAUUCGACCGAUACUGAUUUCGGAAUUGGUUGUCGAUAAUUCUAGAGAGUAAAAAAAAUAAUCCAUUUACACAACAAGAAUACAAAGUAAGAUGAAACCAACAAAAAAGGAACGAAAUUCAAGUUUUAUAUAGCGAUUUCUUUUUUUUUUACUUUACCAAUUAUACUUCUAUCUUGAAAUUCAUUUAUAAUUUUUUAAUCAGACGUUUCUUAAAAAUUUAAAUUUUUAUCUUAAUAAGCGCAGAAUCACAAACACGACAAAGAAAAAUAAUAUAAUUGCCAAAAGUUUAUUCCGUUCCGUAUCUUGGAAAACAUUUUAAAACGUCACUUCGACGGAUACCCUAAUUACAAGAACAAGAAACAAUCCGAACCUAACCUAAAAAGGAAAAGAAAAAAAAAAAGAAAAGAAAGAAAAAAGAAAAAAAAACGACGCUUAUUACCUGAAUCUAACCAAAAAAAAAAAAAAAGAAAAAGCCACGAACUCGUUCUCUUACAAUCCUCACACGUAAAUACACCAACCCGCAAUUUUUUUCUCAAAUGUAAACUACCAUUCCCACCAGAUUCUAUGAUGAAACGGAUUGAAAGAAGCGGAAUCUGUUCGUGGUGAAAGGGAUCAGCGGGGGGGAAAAAAGAUCGACCACCAAUCGGGCUGCCAACUCGGGAGAUAAACCUGAAUUAUGUAGUGAAAUAGCAUUCUCUUAACUUUCACGAUUCCGUGCGGCGGCAGAUACGAAAACGGCGGGAAGAAAUUGAAAGAGCACAAGGAUGAUGACUUAUAUAUACAUUAGAUUCGAAACAGUCGAAACGGAUUAAUCGGCCGGCAGACGCGUGGUUUGUUCAAUUGAACGGCUCGGAUCCAACGUUUCCCUUUCUUCCACUGUUGGAAACGGUGAAACCGUGUCGCGAGCAUAUUUCAGACGGACACGUCGAGCCGGGGACACGCGUGUACAUAGUUAGGAGGUGUAUAUUACGGAGUAUAUAUAUUUCUCGCAUCCGUCGCGAAAUUGUGACGCGCGCGGUUCGCUCGCGUAGAAGAGAAUCGAUUUUCCACGGUCGACAACGACGACUACGAGAGGACGAGGAUGAGAAAACGUGCCGGAUAUGAAAAGGAGAGAGAGAGAGUAUGUGUAUGUGUGUGCGUGCGCGUGUGAGUGAGCGAGUGAGUGAGUGAAAAGGUGGCGUGCGCGCUGUGAUAACGAGGUCACAGGUGUGAAUUCGAUGGUGUAAAUAUAAUAUGUGGUAUGCUGAUGUUUAGGCGCACACGCGACGAAGAUAGCGCAAGAAAGAAGUAUGAAAUAAGUGGUGGAAGCCGGGCCCGAAGUUGAAAAGAGGUGAAUUUCAACGGACGGAUCCCGCGUGAAGGAUUUCGCGUUCUACUGUAAACGAUUUUUAGCGAACUCGAGCAUUAUCGACAUUAAUAUAACACAUACACGAUACGAAAAGACAAAUACACACGUACAAUACCGAUUCAUACGUACACAGGUACACACAAAAGCGUAAAAAUAUAACGAUUGACGAAUAGCGAGUAGCGUGUGACGGUGAAAAAAAAAAAAAAAAAAAAAAUUAGAGAUUAUUACAAAGUUUUGUAAAUAACGACAGAGAUAUUAAUAAAAUGAUACUUAUUCAAAGGAAACUUAAA
This is a messenger RNA of Apis mellifera (honey bee), 6524 nucleotides long. RefSeq names its product homeobox protein Nkx-2.4. The record is from RefSeq and is a predicted model, not a curated record. Gene Ontology annotation, molecular function: DNA-binding transcription factor activity, RNA polymerase II-specific; RNA polymerase II cis-regulatory region sequence-specific DNA binding. Gene Ontology annotation, biological process: regulation of transcription by RNA polymerase II; cell differentiation. Gene Ontology annotation, cellular component: nucleus. The transcript has 5 exons. Bases 1617 to 3074 code for a protein of 485 amino acids. NCBI's taxonomy places the organism in Eukaryota, Metazoa, Arthropoda, Insecta, Hymenoptera, Apidae.